AUGGCCUCAUCAGCUGUGCAGGCUCUAGUAAUUGAGGAUCUGGGCACAAACAGCUUCCAGCUCACCGAUGGAAAGGACAGCAGAGCCCUAUACGUAGUGCAAAGAAACCCCUCGAAACCUCACCUUUCCAUUUCCCGAGGCACCAGCGUAGCAGACGUCGUCGGCACGGCCAUCAUUCACAAAUUUUCCUCCACGAUCGAUGUCGUGUUCGGAGGCCAGCCUCUAAAGCUCAAGCGAAAAGGCGCCUUUAACGAUUCCCACGCCUUUCAUCAUCCCUCGACGACGGCAUUACAGUGGAAAGGAUUAGGCGGUGCCGGCGGAUUCGGUCUCCAGGACGAGCAAGAAAGGACAAUCUGCACCUACGAUAAGAAGGGUGGCUUCGAAUUUCCUACGCUUGUGCAGGACCAACACAUGCUGGAUUUGAUUGUUGUGACGGGGCUAGCUACUGAUGAAUAUCGUCGGCGGUCUCAUCGAAACUGGAACGAGUCUCUCGUCUGGACGCUGAAUCAAGUGGGCGUGUAA
Molecule: messenger RNA, 522 nt
Organism: Parascedosporium putredinis
Lineage: Eukaryota; Fungi; Ascomycota; Sordariomycetes; Microascales; Microascaceae
Source: the annotation of a GenBank genome assembly